Molecule: messenger RNA, 657 nt
Organism: Fusarium musae
Lineage: Eukaryota; Fungi; Ascomycota; Sordariomycetes; Hypocreales; Nectriaceae
Exons: 2
Coding region: 1-657 (218 amino acids)
Source: RefSeq, a predicted model, not a curated record
AUGGCGAGCUCAAUGGCUUCAUUUCACGAUCUGUUAUCCAAGCACGGUAUACCUCUCGAAAAAGCCCAAGAUGUUAACAUCAACGAGUAUGCUGUCUAUGGAGAACAAGUUCCUUCCGCGGGCGUGUGGUGGAUUGCUGGUCUUGAGCGAGAAAAUGCACAUGGUCUUCGAGGGAAUUGGGCUAUCGCUGGAGCGUUGCAUGACUUUAUGGCUGGUCUUUUGAGUAAGCCGAACAGCAGUGACGGGAGCUACGCCAUCGAGGGCGAGGGAUACUGGCCAACAGCCGAGUUUCAGGUGUACAAGUACUACGCCUCUAGCAUGAACGGUCAACGACUAAAGACCAGUGCUAGUUCAGAUGGACUACUGGAUGUAUAUGCCACCGUUGAGGCAGAUGUUGUGCAGAUAUUGGCUGGUACUCGUUCAAGACCUGGCAAUUGGUCUGUUGAUGUAAUUGGCUUGACCGAUGAUACACGAGUCACAGUCAAGACUUUGGCGUUUCGUGUUGUUGACGGGGAUAAGUUCAGGCGCGUUGAUGGCCCGCAUGAUCUUGGGGAGAGGGAAGAGGUCGUGAAGGAAGGAAGGGUAAGGUUGAGGAUGAAGCAUCAGGAUCCUACGACGGCCUUUGCUUUUGAGCUGUCGAUUGCAGAGGGAAGGUAG